This is a messenger RNA of Bactrocera tryoni, 1542 nucleotides long. RefSeq lists its product as uncharacterized. The transcript has a single exon. The record is from RefSeq and is a predicted model, not a curated record. Bases 54 to 1280 code for a protein of 408 amino acids. NCBI's taxonomy places the organism in Eukaryota, Metazoa, Arthropoda, Insecta, Diptera, Tephritidae.
AGCAUAUAUAUCAAGACGUUCUGAAGCUCAAAUAAUAUUAGAAAAAUAUAAAUAUGUUAAAGUGGACGGCAUCAGCGCAGAAGCUGAAUCAGCUUACACCAAAUAUCCGAACGGCCACCACAUCGAUACGAACACCACAUCCAUUAGCGGAGGCCAAGCGUCGACGCCGACGUGCAACCAUUUGUAACAAGGAGAACAUACCAUAUACGUCAACUCCAAUGGUGGAGAGAGAGCGUAAUAGUCCGCUGUUACUUUCUCCAUUAACGGAUAUUUUGAAUGUCACACCAAAAGACAUGUCGCCUUUAAUGGAGCGUACACCAGGACGAAUUCGAGUCACAAGCACGAGUGUAGCUAGUCGCCCACUGCCAAAUCGACGACAUUCAACAGUGGGUCUUUUUCUACAUCCGGCACCGACUUACGCAUCUACUUUGCCAUGUUUCGAGGAAGAAUAUUCGCCGAGUACCGCGCUGCCGACCGGACAACAAGUAGCUCUAAGGGGACUACUGCCGGAUCCCUUUAUUAGCAAUUUGCGUUACUUCAACACACCCGAGUUGGCGAAACGGAAACAAAAACAGGACUUAGAGAAACUAAAGGCCGCCAGAAAAUCAUUACCUAGAAAACUGGAAACAGAUUUUGCGGAGAUCGCGAAGGAAUGUGGCGAGGAAAAGUUAACGAAGCACAUAAAGAACGAGUCAGACUCGGCCGGUAUGAGUGACCAAACUCUGGAUAAGCUAAUUGAUGCUAUUUUAGACUCGGCGCGAAAGGAUGAGAAGAAGAAGGUGAAACCACGCAAAUCUUUUAACCUGCGUCGUCGUACGCUACUCAAAAAUCAAGCCGAACAAAAAGUCAGUGAAUUGGUUCUUUCCCCAUCCUAUGCUGCAGGCGAGGAUCCAGCGAGUGAUCUCAGCUUUAUCUUCGUUGACCAGCGGCCAAAGCAAGUGAUGAAAACAGCGAACGCCACCAAAUCACCACUUACUCCAGCGCCAGUAACGCCUCCGCCAGGCACACCAAUAUCCACUGAUAUUCUCCAAAAAAUGCCCACACCCGCAUCUACAAGUAUUUCGACAACCGUUGCUAACUCUGCAUACCAACAUCAUUACCUAAGCAGAGAACGACUGGACAACACCUUUCAGUUGGAGACGCCCGUGCGACUACCGUUGCAAAGAAAGCGGCAACGGCGUAAAACAUUAGCAGCGCCAAUCGGCAGUACGAAACGUUUGAAAACUGGAGGCACCAACUACUUCGAGGUGGGAUUGGCGUUGCCUUCAAUCUAUGUCUAAUAUUGUUGCAGCUGUUGCUGUUGUUGUUGUACGAAUUUAUUUCUGUUUAAGAUUCGACUUUUUGUUAAUUUGUUGACAAACUAGGGGAAAUGCUCACUUAUUACGCUUUUAGAUUUUAAGAAACUUAUUUAUUUUUAGUACUUAGCUAAAUUAUGUAUUAAAUGUUUACUUUUAAGUUAUAUUAUUUGUUUAAUGAGUUGUCAUACAUCAUCAUCAGCGGUCUGAAAAUGCAUCAUCACCGUUCUCAACAUAUUGGUGACAC